AUUUCAUAAAGCGAAGAAUUCCUCCAAAUAAAUUUGAUUUUGACUAUUUACAAGCCAAAAAAUUAUGUAGUGAUUUAGAUGACUAUAUUAUAGCUAAACAAAAGGCAAAAGCAUCUGAAGACACAUCAAAUAUUUCAUCUUCAAAUGAAACUUCUAAAGAAAGACUCACACGGUUCCAAAAAACUAAAAAAAAAAGUCAUGAAAAAUGAUUUAAAAAAAAUUGAAAAACUUAAGUGGAACACUAACUCUUUAGAUAGCCCAGCUUCAUCUAUCGACGAAGAAGAUGAUUCAGACAAAGAUACAAACUAUUCUAACACAAUUAUUCACGAGGAAAAUAUUGUACUUGAAACACCACCUUCUAAGCAAAAAUUAAUUCUUAAUGAUCUUCAAAAAACUUUUCCUGGUACAUCAUUGUUCAAAAGAAGACUAAAUUUUGAUACAAACAAAUGCAAAUCUCUGAGCCCAAAAUCUAAAAUGUGUAAUGUAAUCAAUUUUAACGAAGUUGAGAAGAUCGUAACAACUUCAUCAUCGCCAUUCAAAGUGACAGACAUUAAUCUAUCAUCUAAUUCUACUCCGCAUUCUAAUAAUGAUAUUUUAACAAAAAUCAAUAGAACAACAUUAAAUACUUGGUAUGAAAUAAAAGCUUUAGUAGAAAGGAUUGAAAGUCUCGAGAAUUCACUUUUAAACAAAGGUUCCAAAGAAGUAAUGAAUGAUGAUUCAGAUAAUAAUUUCAUCUUUGCACUACCACUAUCAAAUGAAGACGAAUUGGAAAUUUUUGAAGAAAAACUUUUAGAUACUGUAUUUAAAAAAAAAUUGAUUUCAGAAUUAUCUCGUUUGGUGCGUGGAACUCUACCAAGCACGGUGCGUGCAAUCAUGCGAUACAUGUUUAAAGAUAUAUUAUUGGAACAAUAUAGUUUUAAAGGUCAGAAAAAAAAGAAAGUAUUUCAUACUUUAAAAAGUUGUUCAGUUAUUUUUGAUUCUAUAAAAAAAAUUAACAAAUUUCAAAAUUUUAAUUCAAUUGAUGUGGAGCAGCCAAUCAAAAUAUUUAUUGCUGGUGCCAAAUUCAGAAAUAAGCCAGAAUCUUCUGAAUUUUAACUAUACA
This is a messenger RNA of Melanaphis sacchari, 1102 nucleotides long. Its product is annotated as kinesin-related protein 2-like. Lineage: Eukaryota; Metazoa; Arthropoda; Insecta; Hemiptera; Aphididae. The record is from RefSeq and is a predicted model, not a curated record. The coding region runs from base 145 to 1095 and encodes 316 amino acids. The transcript has 8 exons.